AUGACGAGGGAUUGCACCCAAAUUGAACAACAAAAAGGUAGAAAACUAGCCAUUAGCUCAACCGGAUCCAUCCUAAAACCGGGCAAUACUGCGAGGCCUGUUGCCACUAGAGACACAAUGAGACAGGGAAGAGUCUUUGCACUUGUCCCAGGUGACACAUGGAAUACUGAAGCUAUUGUCUCAGGUAAUUUGUCGGUCAAGACAAGGAUGUCGCCCAACUGCUACCAGGAGCCCAUUAAUAAAGAGUUUAAUAUGCGACAGAGAAGAUGGCUCGAACCAAUAAAAGAUUAUGAUCUUCAAAUUCAGUAUCACCUUGGGAAAGCCAACACAAUUGUUGAUGCCUUGAGCAGAAAAUCGAUAGGAAGUUUAGCUUGCCUACUUACUAAACAGAAAGAAAUCUUGCAAGAUUUUGAGAAAUCUGAAAUUGAAGUAAUAUCACAUGAGCAGAAUGAGUGGAUAGCUGCCAUAUCAGUCGAGCCAACAAUCAUUAAUGAGAUUAAACAAAAACAAAAGGGGGAUGAAGUCCUCAAAAAGAUAGUUGAUGAAUUUGAAACAAAUCCAAAAUCGAGAUAUAGUGUUGAAAAUGAAGUGUUGAAAUUUCAAAACAGAUUGUGUGUUCCAAAUAUUCCUGAAAGAGGAGAAUUCUCGAUGAAACCCAUAAAUCGAUGUUUGCUAUGCAUCCAGGGUCAAGUGCAAGGAUGA
Molecule: messenger RNA, 702 nt
Organism: Camellia sinensis
Lineage: Eukaryota; Viridiplantae; Streptophyta; Magnoliopsida; Ericales; Theaceae
Source: RefSeq, a predicted model, not a curated record